Messenger RNA from Diachasmimorpha longicaudata, 1491 nucleotides. RefSeq names its product cysteine desulfurase, mitochondrial (gene Nfs1). Gene Ontology annotation, cellular component: cytosol; mitochondrion; nucleus. The record is from RefSeq and is a predicted model, not a curated record. Lineage: Eukaryota; Metazoa; Arthropoda; Insecta; Hymenoptera; Braconidae. Bases 33 to 1385 code for a protein of 450 amino acids. The transcript is spliced from 8 exons. Gene Ontology annotation, molecular function: cysteine desulfurase activity; pyridoxal phosphate binding. Gene Ontology annotation, biological process: [2Fe-2S] cluster assembly.
UUUCAAGUGUUACUCAUCCCUGAAACUCCAGAAUGUUGAGGCCAGCCAGGACAUUGGUGACGACUCUUCAACGUGUCAAGGAAUGCAGUCCAAUUUUGAGAUGCAGUCGGCAGAGAUCAGACAUAACAGAAUACGAAUCUCCUAUCACAGAUGAGUACAAAAGAGGACCUUCUGAAGGAAGGUCCUUGUAUAUGGAUGCACAGGCCACUACACCCAUUGACCCCAGGGUCUUGGACAAAAUGCUGCCUUUCUUCACAGCCUAUCAUGGCAAUCCUCACUCCAGGACUCACAUGUAUGGGUGGGAAUCUGAAGCUGCUGUGGAGCAUGCGAGGAAGCAAGUCGCUGAUUUGAUUGGGGCUGACAAAAAGGAAAUAAUUUUCACAUCCGGUGCAACUGAGUGCAACAAUAUUGCAGUGAAAGGUGUGGGGAGGUUCUACAAAGCGAAGAAAAAGCACAUUGUGACGACACAAACAGAGCACAAAUGCGUUUUGGAUUCGUGCAGAGCUCUCCAAGCAGAAGGUUUCGAAGUCACUUACCUUCCGGUCUUGCCGAAUGGCUUAAUAGAUCUUGAAAAAUUAGAGGCUGCGAUAAGGCCUGACACAUCCCUCGUAUCUAUAAUGACUGUGAAUAAUGAAAUUGGUGUUAGACAACCGAUCGAAGAAAUUGGCGAAAUGUGCAGGAAGAAAAAGGUAUUUUUUCACACAGAUGCAGCCCAAGCGGUGGGUAAAAUUCCAAUAGACGUGAAUUCAAUGAACAUUGACCUGAUGUCCAUCAGUGGACACAAAGUCUAUGGCCCCAAAGGGGUGGGAGCUCUCUACGUUCGCAGAAGGCCCAGGGUACGCGUGGAACCCAUUCAGAGUGGAGGAGGGCAGGAGAGAGGGAUGAGGAGUGGUACAGUGCCGAGUCCUUUGGCUGUCGGGCUUGGAGAGGCUUGUGAAAUCGCUGGCGCUGAAAUGGAGUACGACAAAAAACACAUAACGAGCCUCGCAAAUCACCUGAUCGACAAAAUAACAGCGAAUAUUCCGCAUGUGGUACGAAACGGGGAUCCAGUUGCCUGGUACUCAGGUUGUGUGAAUCUGUCGUUCGCCUACGUCGAAGGUGAAUCAUUACUGAUGGCCCUCAAGGACGUGGCCUUGAGCAGUGGCUCAGCCUGUACCAGUGCCAGUCUCGAACCUAGUUAUGUUCUUCGAGCUAUUGGAGCCUCUGAGGACCUCGCACACUCCAGCAUUCGGUUUGGCAUUGGGAGAUUUACGACAUUCGAGGAAAUUGAUUACACUGCUGACAACACUAUUCGACAUGUUAAACGUCUCAGGGAGAUGAGCCCACUCUGGGAAAUGGUGGAGGAUGGCAUCGACCUGAAGACCAUUAAAUGGACUCAGCACUAAUUGAGAAUGUAUCUCGAAUUAUCGAAGAUUUGAACGAAGUAAGAUAAUGUUCUGUAAAUUUCUAAGUUGUAUAACUUCACUCAAUAAAAAUCUAUACCGUUCGAAA